UACUUCUCUUAUCAUGCCUUCAGCCGGUCAUAAAACACAACACAACCAGUAAACUCUGCACUAACUCUCUCUCUGCUGUUGGUGUCCUGAGGUCUGGACGUCUGUCAGCAGCUCUUCUCACUGGGACUUUGUAGCUUCAGCAGUGUUUCAGGAGGUGAGAGGUCGAAGAUGUCGGAGACUGUAGUGGAACUCGGGUUGAAUGGAAACUCAAAACAUCAGUCUGCAGGUUCGAGCCAAUCGCGGCACGGCGCCACUGUCAGCUUUCAUAACAUCGACUACAAGGUGACACAGGGAGGAAGCUGCGUGAGUCGAAAGAAGGGUACAACCAAAAACAUCCUCGUCGACCUCAAUGGGCUCAUGAAGCCGGGCCUGAACGCCAUCAUGGGCCCGACGGGAAGCGGGAAGUCAUCGUUCUUGGAUGUUUUGGCGGCCAGGAAGGACCCUGCAGGUCUGUCAGGAGAAGUCUUGAUCGACGGAGCUCCUCAGCCUCCAAACUUCAAGUGUCUGUCUGGAUACGUGGUGCAGGACGACGUGGUGAUGGGAACUCUGACGGUCAGAGAGAACUUCACCUUCUCCGCGGCGCUGCGACUCCCGACGUCCAUCUCUCAGGAGGUGAAAGAUCAAAAAGUCAACACGUUGAUCCAGGAGCUGGGACUGAGUCGAGUGGCCGACUCCAGGGUGGGCACUCCGCUGAUUCGUGGGAUCUCCGGCGGCGAGAGGAAGAGGACGAACAUCGGCAUGGAGCUGAUCAUCGACCCGUCCGUCCUCUUCCUGGACGAGCCGACCACCGGCCUCGACGCCAGCACCGCCAACUCUGUGAUGCUGCUGCUCAAGAGGAUGGCAAACAAAGGUCGCACCAUCAUCCUCUCCAUCCACCAGCCUCGCUACUCCAUCUACCGCCUGUUCGACAGCCUCACGCUGCUGAUCGACGGAAAACAGGUUUACAACGGCCCGGCUCAGAGCGCACUGGAUUAUUUCUCAGACAUCGGAUACACCUGUGAACCCCACAACAACCCUGCUGACUUCUUCUUGGACAUCAUUAAUGGAGACUCAACCGCAGUCUCCCUCAACAAAGAAGAUCCAGAUUUAGACUCGGUGUUGGUGUCCAGACAGGGGAUCGCGGAUGAACUCGUAGAGAGAUAUAGAAACUGCAACUACUUCAAACAGACCAAAGCAGACCUGGAAAGGAUCAAUCAUGGUGAGCCGAAGACCAAAACCUCGACCUCCAGAACCAUCACCUACACCACCGGCUUCUUCACCCAGUUCAGAUGGGUUCUCAAGAGAACGUUCCUCAACCUCAUGCUCAACCCUCAGACCUCCAUUGCUCAGUUAGCAGUGACCUUGUUCCUCGCUGUGAUCGUAGGAGCCAUUUUCUUUGGCGCCAAGGAGGAUGCCAGUGGAAUGCAGAACAGGUUCGGCGCUCUCUUCUUCAUCGCUGUGAAUCAGUGUUUCAGCUCGCUGUCGUCUGCUGAACUCUUCAUCUCAGAGAGGAAGCUCUUCAUUCACGAGUACAUCAGCGGUUACUAUAGGGUGUCCGUGUACUUCCUGUGUAAGAUCCUGUCUAACAUCAUCACACUGAGGACACUCCCCGCCUUCAUCUUCGCCGGCGUGUCGUACUUCAUGAUUGGUCUGAAGCCAGAAGUCGGAGCCUUCUUCACCUUCCUGCUCACCGUGAUUCUGAUCGCCUACGCCGCCACCGCCAUGGCUCUGGCCAUCUCAGCCGACCAGACUGUGGUGGCCAUCGCCAACAUCUACAUGACCAUCGCUUGCGUCUUCAUGAUGAUCUUUGCAGGUUUGCUGGUGAAUCUUCCCUCCAUCGUCAGCUGGCUCGCUUGGUUGAAAUACUUAAGUAUACCACGAUAUGGCUUAGCUGGUCUGCAGGCUAAUGAGUUUACUGGGCUGAACUUCUGUCCAGAGUUAAACAGCACAGCUGGACUCAUGUGUACGGGGGAGCAAUUCCUGGAGCAGCAGGGUGUCGAUUACUCCACCUGGGGCCUCUGGCAGAACCACAUCGCUCUGGCCAGCAUGACCGUCAUCUUCCUCACCAUCACUUACCUUAAACUGCGCUUCAUCAGGAAGUUCACCUAGACCUUCACCACCACCUCCAACAUCAUCAUCAUCACUGUAAUAUAAUCUAAGAAGGAAGAGCAGCUCAAGACUGUUUGUACUAUUUUGUUGCACAUAUUUGUAAUUUCAUUUGUUAAUUCAUGUGAUAAAAUAUGAAAUCCCCCAGAUUUCCGAAAUACUAUGUGUAAAAUCAAAAUAUUUGUUGUUGAAGCCAACCCAUCUCAAACUGUAAAUAUUAAACAUGUUCAGUAUUUA
Molecule: messenger RNA, 2322 nt
Organism: Sebastes umbrosus (honeycomb rockfish)
Lineage: Eukaryota; Metazoa; Chordata; Actinopteri; Perciformes; Sebastidae
Product: broad substrate specificity ATP-binding cassette transporter ABCG2-like
Exons: 19
Coding region: 169-2088 (639 amino acids)
Cellular component (GO): plasma membrane
Molecular function (GO): ATP hydrolysis activity; ATP binding; ABC-type transporter activity
Source: RefSeq, a predicted model, not a curated record